Vitis vinifera (wine grape) is the source of this 1621-nucleotide messenger RNA. RefSeq lists its product as uncharacterized. The transcript is spliced from 12 exons. Bases 131 to 1132 code for a protein of 333 amino acids. The record is from RefSeq and is a predicted model, not a curated record. Gene Ontology annotation, molecular function: transcription corepressor activity; protein binding. NCBI's taxonomy places the organism in Eukaryota, Viridiplantae, Streptophyta, Magnoliopsida, Vitales, Vitaceae.
AAAUGCAUGAAGGCUGAAACCACUCGUCUCCGAGUGCAUUCUCAGUUCCUCGUUCAUUUCAUCAAUCGCUCUCUGCUUUUUCUUGCUCGGCUGAUUGGUUUUUUUCCUCUCUCUUUAUCAAGAAUCAAUCAUGGGUGAUUUGGGUGUUCGAGAAAUGUUUGAAUAUUAUCUUUAUGAUUAUUUAGUAAAAAAUAAUAUGGGUGAGACCGCAGAAAUCUUCAGGAGAGAGGCCAAUCUGAACUUCGAUCCUACCCGGCCUCCACCUGUAGAUGCUCCUGAUGGUUUUCUCCAUGAGUGGUGGGUGAUAUUUUAUGAUAUGUUCCGUUCACGGAAAGUGGUUAAUGAAGAGCCUGACGAGGGCUCCUCGGUUGUGACUGAAGAAAUGAUGGAAACUGGGGAACAAAGUGAGGCCUCCUCAUCAAGACAGCAUGAGAUGAAUGAAAAGCCUUCUGGGGACCUGGCUAUUAGUGCUGAUGCAGGGUUGACAAUGGGGGGAAAUGAGCUCCCAAGCCUUCCAUCGACUAAGUUGCCUGCCAUGGGAAGUGAGCAAAUACUUCAAGAUUUGUUGUCAUCUCGACAUCAACAAAAGCUACUGGAAUUUAAUGAGGUGGCAUCGAGAAUGGCAGCUAACCUAAUACCUCCAGGGUUUGGGGAUCAGGUUUGGAACCCAUUUUGGAUGAUGGAACAGGGGCCUGGAUUAAUACCUCCAGGGUUUGGCAAUCAGGCAUCGGAUCCUUUUUGGCUGACAGAACAUCAGGAAGAGCUCAAGGAAUCAGGAGAGAGCUAUGCAAAGAAUCCAUCAGAAGAAUCAACACCGAUGAACAAUUCCUUAGAUGAUACUGUCAAACCAUCUGUUACUCAUGCUAAGGGCAAUGAAGACGUGGCAGGUGCUUUCAUGCAAACGGUGACUUCUGAUACAGAUGCUUCCAAAGGAGGCUCUCUAGUCAAGCAGAAGUUUCACAAUUUUGGGAACACCAUAAUUAUUCUCUUCCUCCUUUGGCAGCCUGGGAUGAUCCAUAGUUCUCAUUCUCAGCAUGAUUUGGGAUCCCAAUGGUGGUGGACGGAUAUCAAGAUAUUAAUACACUUGCCAACUGAUGUUGCUAAACUAUACAUUGUGGAAAUAAUUCCCUGAGGUGAGGUAUGCUAAAGGUGUGUUGCAAAAAGUCCAAGGACAGAUUGACAGGGCACUUGGAGGGACUCAAUGAUCUUAUAGGUCUACUCAUUAUGCUUUGUCUUUAUGGGAUAUCCUAGGGUUUAGGGUUUAGGGUUUAAGUUUUAAAGUUGGAAAUAGACAUUAAGGCUAUGUUUGGUUCCUAGUUGUUUCAAACUCAUUUCACUUACUUUUCUUACAUAAAAAUUAAAUAAUUUAAAGCACAUAAAUCUCUAAUUAUUUUAAUUAUACUUUUUUUUUUUUUGUAUUUUCUAUAGUGAAACCAAACAGGAGAAAAUUAUUUUUCUUAGUAAUUUUUUUUCCUUUUUAGUAUUUUUCAGGAACUAAACAUAGCCUUAGUGUUUCCCAUGGCCUCUAGAAUUGCUACCCUUAUAUGUUUUGUACUACAAAGCCUGCAGAUUUGGCCAUUAAGAUUUCUAGAUCUUGAUUAAUCUAUGGUUUGGUGAAAGU